Messenger RNA from Physeter macrocephalus (sperm whale), 1242 nucleotides. RefSeq lists its product as uncharacterized. The record is from RefSeq and is a predicted model, not a curated record. Lineage: Eukaryota; Metazoa; Chordata; Mammalia; Artiodactyla; Physeteridae. Gene Ontology annotation, biological process: protein insertion into mitochondrial inner membrane. Gene Ontology annotation, cellular component: TIM22 mitochondrial import inner membrane insertion complex.
AUGGGAUUCAUCAUAAAGUUUGAAGAGGAAAUGAAACUAAAAAUUCGGGGAGACUUGGCUCUGGACUUGACCUCUGACAGCACUGAGGUUCUGGUCCAGAGCCAGCCACACACUCCAUCUACACUGGAUGCCUCCCCACUUCCCGCUGUUGGUCUUCAGGGACCCAGGCAAGAGGAUGUGAAUGGACAGUCCAAACCCAUGGCCCCCUCGGGGAGAAAUCACUCAAGUUGGCUGAACGGGACAACUCCGUUCGUUGGAACUGCGACCCACAUGGUUUGUGUCUGCAAACUCAACACCUACUACCCUUUUGCUCACGUGUCUUUCAAUCUGACCAAACCACCAGGCAACUCCUCCUGUGCUGAUCAUUUGAGCGGAGCCAGGAACGGAAUAGAAAAUGAAAUCAAAGCUGAGAAAGAAACAGCCUUUGAAAAGGACCACUUUGCCGUUAUCGAAGUAAAUGAAGAGACUCCCCCGGCCUUACGCUUCGCAUACCUGGCCAAGCUGAAGAGAACGGCGGUGGCCGCUCCGGUGGGAUUCUGGUCCCGAAGCCGCGGAAGCGAGGGCGACGCUGAGCCUGCAAAGCCCGGCGAGUGGGCGCGGUUGGGCGCCGGGGCCCUCGCUCCGCUCCGGGACUCCUCCGAGGCCUGCGGGGACGCGGCGGCCUGCUUGGAGGGCGACGCUGAGCCUGCAAAGCCCGGCGAGUGGGCGCGGUUGGGCGCCGGGGCCCUCGCUCCGCUCCGGGACUCCUCCGAGGCCUGCGGGGACGCGGCGGCCUGCCUGCGGGGACGCGGCGGCCUGCUGCGCCCUGGCCUGGAGCGAUCUCUCGAAGCGUCGGGGACCCCCCUGCCGCUGGGGGCCGCCACGCGCAGGGACUCGGAAGCCUCCUUGCAGCAGCCGCUCUGGCUGCCGGGUCGCGGCCACCGGCGCCCCGUGAGCCCGGGCCUCUGCUCGCUGGUGUAUGAGACGCCCUUCGACGCCCAGGUCAGCCCCCACCAGGCCCGCUGCCGCUACCUGAAGCCCCGCUGGGCCGACUUCCUGGACAGGAUCCCAGAUGUGGGCUUCGUGGGCCGCUGGUGGCUGCCAGGGUCCCGGAUGUGCGCCGCCGGGCCCCACCAGCUGUACCCGGAGGCCAACGUGCGGCUCUUCGACGAGGAGAAGCCCAAGCCUGUGUUUCAGGGAAACUUUUCUUUGCAAAAACAACCUGCUUUUACCAUAUGUGUAUUGAUAGUGAUGUUAAAGUGA